AUGGACUCCGCUGGUGCUGAGCCCCUGUCUGGGCUCCGCUCGCUGGUCGCCAAAGUCUUGGGCGCCAACGACUCCGCCGCCAAAGAAGAGGCGUCGCAUACAGCAGCAAAAAAGGAAUCUUCUGAAGAAAAACCAUGCACAGGGCAAAGUUGGUUGAGUCACUUUGCAUCCGUUGCUCCUGAUCACAUCAAGCGGUGGACAAACCCAGCCGACGGAACUGGGAACAUUCCGUAUGAGCAACUUGUCGAAAACCUCCAACAAUUCAACAUCCCAGCUAGACAUGCCUCCGACUACACGCUUGCUCAGAUUCUAGGGGCUGAACCAGUUCCGCAGGAACCCACGCACCAAGAAGAAGUCAUCAGCACCCCCGCUUCAGCGCCCAUAAGGCCUGUUACGGCCCGCCCCCACAAACUUGGCCCACAAGCCGCAGCAUACCUCGGCAAGAAACAAAGUCCUGAGUUCACUCAAGUCAUUCCAGUGCGUGAGGUGACGAAGGCCUUUGUGGGACCUGUUCGAGACAGAGUCGGAAGUCUCAGCGGUGAUGCUGGCAAGGUGCUCAAACGACCGGCGGAAACUUCAGAAGUACCCCCUGACUAUAUCGAGGUUGUUGGCAGCAAGCAUGUGCGCCCUGUAGGCUGCGCUAUGAACGUUUUAAGCCGGCAGAGCAGCAGAUCCUCAGGCGUUGAAAGCGCAAGCGGCGCCAUCAAACCCGACAGUGCUUUUCAUAGACCGUCUCCAAUAUACCUGGAGCCUAUCAUGAAUUCCAACACAGACAAGUUUGGGGAUUCAAAGGGAGAUUCCAGUGCAGUGGGAAGCACAGCAGCAGCAAAGUUCAUCGCAAGCAUUCCAAAACGACCACCCGGAAAGGUAGAUCUCAACAUGAUUCAUACGAAAGAAGACAAAGAUGUGUACGAUGCACUGCAGAAGCCAGUCGUCUACACGAUGGGUAGGUAUGUGUGGUCAAAGGAGGAGGCUGAAAGAGGCACCGCUCAUCCUGCCGAUCCCCCUCCAGUAGAUGCCUGUUUCAGCAAGCUCUGCCAUGAGAUUUUCUAUCCAACAGAGGAAAACUCAGGCGCGAAUACACCAGCUGUGAAGAUGGAGACAACAAAAGACGAUAUGCCAGCUAAGCAAUCCGUCUUAUUCCUUCCGGAAAUAUUGGAAGUGUGCAAGAAAACUAGGAAGGAGCUUGCAGCCUUUGCUAACAAAGUUGUUGAGGCGCGCGAGGACGCUUCAGUAGGCGGCAAGGGGCUUUUCGCCAUUGAUCAAGUGAAGAAAGGUCAGGUCGUAUUUGUGGAAAUGCCCUUGAUAACUUGUGAUAUUGAGUCUGAGUCGAUGUGGACAACAUUCCUGAACCUCACAAGCGAACAAAAGGCAGCCUUGGACUGUCUUGAGGGGUUCCAUUCAGACCUCACGGAAGAUGAGUCUCUGUGGUGCAUUCUCAUGGCCCGGGCCAAUAAACGCAUUGAGCUGGCGAAGCCAUUCAAAUCGUUCCUUGCAAAGAUGAAGCGAAAUGCUCAUGGGUUGCCCUCCACUGGCCGCUGGGGCCUGUACCCAAAGGCCGCCAUGCUCAAUCACUCCUGCGAACCGAACGUCACCUACAGGAACCUGGAAGGGCUUUUGGUUUAUUUCGCCACCCGUGACAUUUCAGCUGGUGAGGAAAUAUCGAUGACGUACAUUGACCAGCUUUACGCCUCAGCUUCCUUCCGCAGCAAACGGCUCCUGCAGACGAAAUGCUUCACGUGUAAGUGCGCCCGUUGUGGCUCUAUGAAUGAUAAGGAAAGACGAAUUCUCUGCCCCUCCUGCCGCCCUAUAAAGCUCAAGAUCGUUGACACCCAGGCAGAUCGUGCUGCUGCUUCCCCGCCGAAGGACAUGGGUAGAGAUAACAACGAGAAACAUGGGGAUGCAAAUGGCGAACUGAAAUCUGAUAAGCAAGGCGAAAUCUCUGGAGCGCUGAUCAACACGGACAUCGAAGACACUUCUGCUCAGGCUUCUGACGAGGAUAGCAACAAAGCAACCCUGCAGUCAAGCGAUGACGAGGCGGAGCGCUCCGUGGCAUCCAGCGAGCCAGCGGAGGAGGCGGCGGAGGCCGUCAUGUCGGAUGCAGAGCAGCUGUCUUCGCAGACCAGCGACUUCGGCGGCGAAGGCUCUUUGGCUAGCGACGAACUAACCAGAGGGUCCAAUGACAGUUCCGACACCGCUUCGAACAGCGACCGCUCACCUGUGGAACUUUCUGACUGUGAAUCAAAAAAGAGUAAAAGGUUGACUGGGGCAAACAAGAUGAAGAAUGAUUCUGGAUCAUUGGUGCUGUCUAUUUAUGCUAUGAACUCAUGCGGAAGCAGAAGCACUGAAAUGGGUCAGAGUGAUUCACAUAGUGAAGAGCAGACGUCUCGCUCCAUUAGCAACGCCUACUCUGGCUCUUCUGUGAUCAUGGAUGGAUCCCUAGAGGUGGAUGCACCUCCUCCUAGGUACUGCCAGAGGAACAGCAACGGUAUUUGGGUCUGCGGCAGCUGCAGAGGCCGUUUCACAGACGACGAUAUGCCGAUUGGCAUGGAGGAUUACUUCGAGAGACUCUACUUAGAGUUGCAGAGCAAAUUCAACUUCCCCACAACGCCACAGUGGACAGUUGACGUCGGCUCCUUAAUCAAAAGCAUUGAAGCCGUUUUGGGGACGCAACAUUGGUUGUAUGCGGCUUGCAAUCUACUCCUUGUUCAACUAUAUCUUGGACAGUGGGCAGGAGGUACGGUCAAGGACUCCAUUUUCGACAGAUCGCUCAAACACGCUGAGGUUUUCAUAAAAUUCGUGGAGUCAACCACAAGGGAAGCGCUUCACGUAGAUUGUGCACCUUUGUUAGCCUCUUUGAUGAGGGUCCUUCUAUUCAACGGGCGGUGGUCUACAUUCGAGGAGUGGGUUGGUAAAGGGAGACUUGAGACAGUCAAGGACUGCCUCGGCGCGUGGGAUGAGGCAUCCGUAGCUUUUUCUCAGGCACACGCGUACUUGCGGCGGUGCCGCGAAAAAGGCGAUCUACCGCAAUUGUCUAUGUUGCACCGAUAUGCUCAUACUGCUCAAUACACUAUUAUCCAAGCUGCAGAAGAGCUUGAAAAGAAGGAGGCAGAACGCAAGCUGUCACUGGAGAAGGCUGCCAGGGAACAAGAGAGGAGGCGAAAAGCUGAGGAAGAGCGCCUCGCAGCAUUGAAGGAGCGGAACAGGAGACUAAAGGAGCGCGUUGAGUUCAUGAAGGCGCAGGCCGCUGCUCGGGCCAGAAUACAAGAUGUGACAAGCUCUCAUAAAGACGGAGUUCUCGCUAAAUUCAUGUUAGCUGGUGUAGAUGAAUGCGUGAUAAACGAUGCUUCAAUGGCUGUCCAGCGAGCCCACCAGUACGCUAAAGAGAUGCAAGAAGCUGCCGUACAGGGGCGCCAACUGUUUCCUGGGAGUAUGGCUGCCCAGAUGGCAUACAUGCCUCCCAAGGGGGUGAUGCCGUCAUCCUACUUGCCGCUUAUUAUGUUAGAUGAUCCCCUCAGAGCCAUUCCAGAGAAAAGCAGGCAGACCCGUCAACGGCGAGCGGCGAUUGCACGCGAGAAAGCAAUCAUUGAUGAACGCUGCGCCCAGCAGGAUUUAGACUUUGAAGAAGAUGAAUCAGUGUGUGAGGAGAUGGCAGAGAAAGUUGACAGCAGUGAUGACGUCAAUGAGCGGACUAUGAUAUACCGAAUUCCGGGACUUUCAGGCACUGCACCUGGAGAGUUCGUGAACGUGUCUCAACUGUUGCAUGAUGAAAAGGGGAAUCAUGCACCACUUCCCCUGUUCCAAUCAUUCUUUUACAUUGAUUCGAUGGAACGCAGGCGCUCGUUGAAGCCUGAAGACCAGAGCAGCCUAGUUGUCUUGGGACAUUCCGGCUCCCCCCCAACGCUGUCAGACGAAAAGCUUGAAGACAUAGAAGCGGCUAAGUACAACUACCUCCACGAGGAGCGACAAAAAUUCGAGGAGGAUGUCAGGGCUGGUGUUCUUUUGGAGGCGGCUGAGGCAGGUGCGCUUAAAGACGACAGCAAACUGGUGGAUGUGGUGGACGCAACAAACAAAGUCAUUCAGAAAAUGGUGGUUCAGGAAGCAAAGGCUGAGCGAGCAAUUGAAGAGGCGCGCUAUGCAUUGAAGGGUAUGGAACCCCCCAAACGACCUUCUAUUGGGACUGUUACCGUGGUAAAACCUGCACCAGACUCAACUCUGGAAGCCAAGCCACAGGCGGAUACAGCAACAGACUUGAACCCAGAUAAAGUACCUCAGGAACCGGAACCCGAACCCAUUACCACAACAACAAUGCCUAAUGUUUGGGAAUAUAUUCCUUCUCAUGACCCGGAAAAGGGCCCCACUGUGUUCCUUUAUCCUCCGAAGAGCCCACAGGCUCCACUUGCCCCAGAAAUUCGUUCCGACCCCAACUCUCACAACGAUGAUUCCACGCAGUCUAUGAACAGACGAAUCAUCAAGCCCCUCGACUUCUCCCACAUACCCCCCCCACCAAAAGUUGAAAAUAUCGUAGGUUCUUUAGGUAAUACUCAUCUACAUUACAAGAUGGCGCGCAUUAACAUGAUCAAACAACGCUACGCCUCGGUCUCCCCUACGAGGAAAAACAACAAAAAUGAGGAAUAA
Eimeria mitis is the source of this 4638-nucleotide messenger RNA. RefSeq lists its product as uncharacterized. Lineage: Eukaryota; Apicomplexa; Conoidasida; Eucoccidiorida; Eimeriidae. The record is from RefSeq and is a predicted model, not a curated record. Bases 1 to 4638 code for a protein of 1545 amino acids. The transcript has a single exon. Gene Ontology annotation, molecular function: protein binding.